UCACAUUUACAACUUUCAAAUUUCCCACCAGUUCCGUCCCCCAUAUGUCCCGACGUCGCAGGGAAGGGAACCCAGAAGACAGAUGCCGGCAUCGGCCAGAGGACAUUUCCAGGGACACUGCAGGAGGGACAUCGCGGGAGCGAAGGACAAGGUAAGUGAAGAAGAGAUCCCAGAGCAGCGCUGCAGGGUAUUCCAGAGUGUAGCUCAGGGUUACCGCUUGUGGUGCUGAAACUUUACCCCGAGCUACACUCGGGAAUAGCGCCAGGGAGGUUAAUGUAUACAGUCUUGUCCUUCGCUCCCACGAUGU
Staurois parvus is the source of this 307-nucleotide messenger RNA. The record is from the annotation of a GenBank genome assembly. NCBI's taxonomy places the organism in Eukaryota, Metazoa, Chordata, Amphibia, Anura, Ranidae.